Clonostachys rhizophaga is the source of this 1428-nucleotide messenger RNA. Lineage: Eukaryota; Fungi; Ascomycota; Sordariomycetes; Hypocreales; Bionectriaceae. The record is from the annotation of a GenBank genome assembly.
AUGAGUCAGUUCACAGUGCAACCAGUCACCCCAACUUUGGUGAGAGCCUCAGUAGUCAUACUGUUGCUUGCAUUCUUUUUGUACCAUGCAUCCAAACUCUUUUUCUUCGUCUUCAUAUACCCGUUUUACGUCUCCCCUCUGAGGAAGCUUCCUGGACCCAAGAAUAAUAAUCUCAUCUUUGGCCAAUGCAAGAAGUUCCUCAAGGCCGCCUGGGUUCCUUACCUCUAUCAAGAGUGGUCCCAUCGAUGGCCCGAGAGCCCCUUCAUUCGCUUUUUAGGGCUCUUCAACUCAGAAUACCUUAUCAUUAACUCGGUUCAAGCCUAUCAAGAAGUUCUUCAGACCAAGAAUAGUUCAUUCUCCAAGCCAGCGUUGACGAGAAAGGCUGCUACUGUUGUGAUUGGCGAUGGCCUUCCAUUUGCAGAGGGUGAUUUGCACCGCCGCCGCAAAGGUGUUCUGCUCAUGGAAAGCCUUCUGUGGAAAGCAUCCCUUGAUCUAAUUGGAAUCAAGGCGCUAGGAGUAGACUUGAACCACGUCGAGUCCGAUGACUCGCAACUUCACACACUCGUCGGUGAAACCAUGAAGCAAUCACUCUCGGGGCAUAUUAUCCACUACCUCAGCUCGUACUUGCCCCUGAGGAGACUUCUGCCUAUCGAGAUGAACAAUAACUUCCUGAGUUCUUGUGCACAAAUAAGAGAAUUGAUAUGGGCCCAUGUUCGGGACUGUCGUUGUCAAAUCAAUAGCGGCACCAAGACGGGAACUUCCAAUGCGAUCCGUCUUAUGAUGGAGCAAGAGCCCCUUUGGAAUGAUGAAGAGAUUGUGGAAUAUAUUUUAAACCUUCUGAUAUUGGGCCACGACACUACAUCAUGUAGCUUGGUGUGGGCAGUGUCAAUCUUAUCAAGAGAUCCUAAACAUCAAGACCGUAUCCGCAAGGAGCUUGAAGACCUGGGACUAGAUCCAGAGGUACUUGGCUAUGAGCAGAUUGAGCGCCUACGGUUCCUCGACAACUUUAUUCGAGAAGUGUUGCGAACACACUGUCCAGUCGCCUAUGUCCCCCGAGAGGCCAUCGAAGACGUUGAAAUCGCCGGUGUACACAUCCCCAAAGGCACAGUCAUCCAUCCUUGCCCUGGCGUGAUCAACCUCCACCCGCAGGUCUGGGGUCCGACAGCAAGUGAGUUCGACCCAGACCGGUGGGACAACCUACAAGGCGCUGCUGCAAACGCCUAUGCGUUCGAGACGUUCCACAACGGGCCCCGUGUAUGUAUCGGGAAGCAGCUCUCAAUCGUGGAGAUGAAGGUCAUGCUGAUUAAGAUGGUCACUAAAUUCCGGAUAGAAGCCGUCGACGAUCAGGCGCAAAUCGAGCUUGCUAGUCCAAGUUUUACCUUGAGGCCCAAAGAGAAGCUUUGUGUGAGACUAGUGGAUAUCAUGUGA